UUACCGGGACGCCUGGGAUUGGAAAGAGCUACUUCUUUUACUACAUGCUGUUGCGGCUGCUGCACAGCCCAUCGCCACCGCCCUUCAUCCUUUGGGAGCACUACGGAUUUCCUGGUGUAAUGUGGUGCUACAUGCAUGAGACAGGCCAGGUCCAGUAUUCCAGCAAUGGCCGUGUGGCUUUCUUGGAGGCGUUCCGCAAUCCCGAGACCUGGUGGGUUCUAGCUGCACAGUGCAGCACACUGAUAGUGUGCUACAGGGUGCCAUACAUACAUACCCCCGUCCAGGACAUCCAGGACAUCCCAGCCAUUUCCUUUGGCCUUGCUUUUGGUAGGGGAAUGGUUGGGAUUUACUUAAUAGCCUUUGCCCUAGCUGGGUUUUGUUCAGUUGGGACUUGA
This is a messenger RNA of Volvox carteri f. nagariensis, 395 nucleotides long. RefSeq lists its product as uncharacterized. The transcript has 2 exons. The annotation marks the transcript as partial. The record is from RefSeq and is a predicted model, not a curated record. NCBI's taxonomy places the organism in Eukaryota, Viridiplantae, Chlorophyta, Chlorophyceae, Chlamydomonadales, Volvocaceae.